Thelazia callipaeda (thelaziosis nematode) is the source of this 2574-nucleotide messenger RNA. The record is from the annotation of a GenBank genome assembly. NCBI's taxonomy places the organism in Eukaryota, Metazoa, Nematoda, Chromadorea, Rhabditida, Thelaziidae.
AUGUUGACACUGCCUGUACGACAAAUUAUUUUGUGGUUAAAAAUAACGAUUCUAAUCACAUGCUUAACAUUUAUUUUACUAUCUACUCAUCUUUCUGAUAUAACUGAGAAACAUCGGCACAGAUAUCCACCUCAGCGUAUACCACCGUAUCGUUGUCCAUUACUGAAUAGUACAGUUGUAGCUCGUGAAAAUAAUCAGUUUUCGAGAAAACGGUCAAGUUUUCAAACUGAUGCAAAAGUGCUAGUUUUUGUGGAAACAUUAUAUUCCAAGCUUGGAAGACAAAUCAUUAACAUUUUAGAUGCGCUUAAAAUAUCUCACAAAGUUGAAACGCUUACAAGAAAUCUUCCUCUCUUAACGACCGCUAAGCGUGGUCGCUUUUCGGUCAUUAUUAUCGAGAAUUAUUACAAGUAUUUAAACCUACCAGCUUGGAAUCGGCAACUUCUUGAUAAAUAUUGUCGAGUAUAUGGCGUGGGCAUUGUAUCAUUUAUUGGUAAUCGACCAAGCAAUUAUAUAAGUGCCAAGGUAAAAGGUUCACGUUUGACUAUUCAUACGCAGCAGCGUGCUGCAAAUCUUCGAUUUAGUCAGCGUUCGCGUGUUAAUCACAUUGCCAAGCCCGGAGCUGUAUUACAAGCACCGCAGCCAGAUAAAGAUGACUGGGUUCUAUUCGACAUUGCUGAAGGUUAUGAAGCUAUAAUACUUGCUGAUGAUAUUUUUGGGCAGGAACGAGCUACUGUGAUAUUGGAUGAAGGCUUAGAAGAUGGAAUCGAAAGGAUUCUCUUUGGGCAUAAUUUCACUCACUGGACUAACAAAAUAGCUUUCAUUGAUUCUUUAGGAUAUUUGCGAGAUUCACUAGUAAACAAAGACUUGAAGCGGUAUAUACAAAUUGAUAUUGAUGAUAUAUUUGUUGGUACAAGUGGAACACGGAUGACUAAAACAGAUGUAGAUGCCUUGUUGAAAUCGCAACUUCGUUUACGCCAAAACAUAAGGAAUUUCACUUUCUGUUUAGGAUUUUCCGGUUUUUAUUUUCGAAGCGGAGAUUCUCUUGAAGAUGAAGGUGACCAAUGGAUAAUAGAAAAUGGUGAAAAUUUCUUGUGGUUUCCUCACAUGUGGAAACACAACCAUGCACAUGAACAUAAUCAAACAUAUCUAGAAGCUAUCAUGAUUCAAAAUAAACUUUUUGCACAAGGCAUGGGUUUACGUGUAGAUUCAGGCUAUGCCGUAUCACCGCAGCAUGCUGGUGUUUAUCCAGUGCAUGAAGCGUUAUACAAUGCGUGGCAUUUAGUUUGGAAUAUUAGUGUAACGUCAACUGAAGAAUAUCCACAUUUUCGUCCAGCUUCAAUACGUCGGGGCUUCAUACACAAAAAUAUUUCAGUUCUGCCGCGUCAGACAUGUGGUCUUUACACCCAUACACAGUUCUUUCAUUCAUAUCCUGAUGGUUUUGAAAAAUUAUUGAGUAACAUUGAAGGUGGUGACUUAUUCUUCACGAUCUUGACCAACCCAUUUUCGAUCUUUAUGACUCAUCAGCAAAAUUACGCAAAUGAUCGACUUGGCAUCUUUUCUUUCGAACGGGUUGUAGAUUUUAUUAAAUGUUGGACGAAUUUACAGUUGUUGUGGAUGGAACCAAAGCGGACUGCUUCUGCUUAUUUCACGCGUUAUAGUACUGAAAAAUCUCCAAUAUGGAAGAAUCCGUGCGCUGAUUUGCGGCACAGAAAAAUUCUUCCACAAGCGUUCAACUGUUCUGAAAUGCCACUCCCAAAUAUGCUGAUUGUAGGACCGCAAAAAACUGGUUCAACUGCUCUUGCUACAUUCUUGAAUUUGCAUCCAGAUUUUUCUACUAACGACCCAAUCGCUUCUUCAUUUGAGGAGCUUCAGUUCUUUGGUGGUCCAAAUUAUGCCCGAGGAUUACUCUGGUACAUGGAUCAAUUUCGUUCAAAAAUUGAUCAUCGUAUUGUUUUUGAGAAAAGUGCUACUUACUUCGAUAACAUUGAUGCUCCACGUACAACGGCUGCUUUAUUGCCAAAAGCAGAAAUUAUUAUAAUUUUGCUGGAUCCUGCAGUACGAGCAUAUUCGUGGUACCAACAUAUGCGUGCACACAACGAUAGUAUAGCUGUAUCUUACGGACUGGAUAAAAUAUUAAGUUCAAAUUCUUCAAAUUUACGACACUUCAGAAAUCGUUGCAUUUCACCAGGAAGGUAUGCACACCAUCUGGAGCACUGGUUAGAUUAUUAUUCUUCGACCCAAAUUCAUUUACUUGACGGUGAACAACUCCGAACUAAUCCAGCUGCAGUCAUUUCUCAAUUAGUUAAUAGUCUUCAUGCACAGGAAUUCCCCUUCAAUGAUCUCAUCAAAUUUGACGAUAAAAAAGGAUUUUUUUGUAGCUAUAUAAACGGAACAAAAAAGUGCUUGGGAACCAGCAAAGGACGCAAAUAUAAACCACUCAAUAAAAAACUCAAGGAAAAAUUGGACCUGAUUUUCAGAGACGACAAUAUUGCUCUACAUAAGUUGCUAUUACGCAGUAAUUUGCCUAUUCCUAAUUGGCUUCGAAAGCAACUUUCUAAAACAAAUUUUACUUAA